UUGCUUGAACUUAUCCUCUAUUUCCAUUUAUUCAUUCAAAUUAUAUUAUUCAGCUCUAAACCGGAUCUGAUCUGUCAUUGAUCGGAUCAUUUCAUCUGUUCUAAAGUUGCAAACAGCGAGGUGUUAAAAUUUCAGACAAGAAACUGCAGUUUGGUUUUAAUGGCAAGUACAAAUGACAACAAAGAUGGGUUGAAGAUGAUAGAGGAACUAACCACCAAUGCUCAGCAGAUCCAAGAACAAGUGUUGCAGCAAAUACUGGAGACGAAUGGUGGGACUGAGUAUCUAAGUCGAUUCAUCAAUGGCCAAACUGACAAGCAAUGCUUCAAAACCAAAGUUCCCAUUGUCACUUAUGAAGACGUUAAGCCCUACAUCGAUCGGAUUGCCAACGGCGAGACAUCGAACAUCCUUGUAACCGAACCGGUCGUCGAGUUCUAUACGAGCACUGGAACUUCAGGAGGGUUGCCCAAGUUGAUACCUGUGACGGCUCAGGUCUACAAUCAAAGGGUUCUUUACUUUCUCCUCUCGAAUUGUCUGAUGAACAAACAAUUGGGUGACUUAGACAAACCCGGUAAAAGAAUGCAAGUUUUGUUUGCCAAACCGGAGACUGAAACCGCUGGCGGCUUCAAGGCAAGAACUGUUCUAACAAGUCUGUUGAAGGAUAGCUGGUUUAUAACAAACGUUUCCAAGCUUUGCACAAGCCCCAUUGAGACAUUGUUUUGUUCAGACAACAACCAGAGCAUGUUCUGUCAAUUACUAAGUGGUUUAAUACAGCGAGACGAGGUGGUUUCAGUUGGCUCGACUUUUGCUACCGUUGUGCUAAGAGCUAUCAAGUUUUUAGAAGAUCACUAUGAAGAGUUAUGCUCCAACAUAAAAACAGGUCGACUUAGCGAUUGGAUCACUGAUUCCGGCUGCAGAAAUGCAGUAUCCUUGAUCCUGAAGCCUAAUCCGGAACUGUCCGAUUCGAUCCGAAACAUAUGUAGUUGUGAAUCAUGGGAAGGAAUACUAAAAAAGCUUUGGCCUAAAGCCGAGUAUAUUAGAGGCAUUACAACAGGUUCUAUGAGCCAAUACGUUGAAACACUUGAAUUCUACGGCGGAGGGCUCCCUCUAGUGUCGAGUAUUUAUAUGUGCUCAGAAGCCAUUUGUGGUCUCAAUUUAGAGCCUCUGGCCAAACCUUCUGAUGUCUCUUACACGUUUCUCCCCAACAUGGCUUACUUCGAAUUCCUCCCCGUCAACAAAGACGGCGCAACGAUGUCCGAACAGAUUCAGAGUGAACCUGUGGAUCUUGUAAAUGUGAGGCUUGGUCAAUAUUAUGAGUUACUUGUCACAACUUUUGCAGGGUUAUAUAGAUACAAAGUUGGAGAUAUUCUUAAGGUGACCGGUUUCCAUAAUAACGCGCCUCAAUUCCAAUUUGUGGAGACGCAAAAUGUAAUUCUGAGUGUGGAGUCGGAUAAAACGAGCGAAUCGGAUCUCUUAAAGGCGGUAACGGAAGCAAAGACUCUUCUUGAUCCUCUUGGAUUCAUCCUGAGAUGGUACACCAGCUAUGUUGAUACAUCUUCGAUACCGGGUCACUAUGUCAUAUUUUGGGAGCUUAUGACAAAAGAAGGCGACGACAAUACCAAAGAGCUCGAUCCGAUGAUAAUGGAGGAAUGUUGCUAUAAAAUGGAAGAGUCGUUGGGUUUUAUAUACAAAAUGUAUAGGAAGGAGAAUGCAAUUGCAGCAUUGGAGAUUAGGGUGGUAAAACAAGCAAGUUUCGAAGCAUUAAUGGAUUAUUACGUGACCCAAGGAGCUUCUGUGAGUCAAUACAAAGGACCUGCUUGCAUUAAAUCUAAAGAUGCUCUUAAAAUUUUAGACUCGAGAGUGAUCGCAAGGUUUUCUAGCCCAAGAAAACCGAAGUUGUUGUAAUUUCCUUUCCCUAAAUAAGUAUGUUUUGUGUGCUAAACGAUUAAAAGAUGGUAUAACCAAAUUUAUAUUUGGUGUAGGGUGAAA
This is a messenger RNA of Hibiscus syriacus, 1986 nucleotides long. Its product is annotated as indole-3-acetic acid-amido synthetase GH3.17-like. The coding region runs from base 160 to 1902 and encodes 580 amino acids. The record is from RefSeq and is a predicted model, not a curated record. The transcript has 4 exons. Gene Ontology annotation, cellular component: cytoplasm. Lineage: Eukaryota; Viridiplantae; Streptophyta; Magnoliopsida; Malvales; Malvaceae. Gene Ontology annotation, molecular function: acid-amino acid ligase activity.